Molecule: messenger RNA, 4992 nt
Organism: Asterias rubens (European starfish)
Lineage: Eukaryota; Metazoa; Echinodermata; Asteroidea; Forcipulatida; Asteriidae
Product: probable ATP-dependent RNA helicase DDX17
Exons: 12
Coding region: 178-2580 (800 amino acids)
Cellular component (GO): ribonucleoprotein complex; cytoplasm; nucleus
Molecular function (GO): ATP binding; RNA binding; RNA helicase activity
Source: RefSeq, a predicted model, not a curated record
UCGAGAGAGGGUUGUUACACGACCGUGCAUCACUUUCAAGUCAAGUCAUCAUCAUCGCAGUACGGCCUCAGCAGCAGCGGCCAUUUUAUCCAUUGUCACGUUUGACUUGCACGUGCAGUUUUUAAGUAUUUAACCUUCAUCAUUUCCUCUGAAUUGUAUCAAAUUUGACGAGAAAAUAUGUCUAGAUAUGAAAGAGAGAGAAACUUCGAUGCUUCCGGACGGUCCGACAGGAGAGGAGGUGGAGGGUUUCGUGGUGGAAAUAGUUUUGGUGGAGGAGGUGGCCCUCCUCGAUUUGGUGGGCGUGGAGGGGGAAGAGGUGGCAGUUUCGGAAAUAUGGGAGGACUAAGAGAGAAGUUUGGUCAGCCUGGAGAAAGACUACGGAAGAUACGUUGGGAUCCUGCAAGGCUCACUCCAUUUGAGAAGAACUUUUAUAAAGAACAUCCUGAUGUUACAAACAGGCCACAGUCUGAAAUAGACCGUUUCAUGCAAGAAAAGGACAUAACAACAAAAGGUGACAGCUGCUCAAGACCUGUGUUCCGAUUCACUGAAGCAUGCUUUCCAGACUAUGUGUUGAAUGAACUGGCAAAAUGUGGCUUCAAUGAACCUACUGCAAUUCAGGCUCAAGGAUGGCCUCUAGCAAUGAGUGGUAGAGACAUGGUUGGCAUUGCUCAGACUGGUUCUGGCAAAACUCUUAGCUAUAUACUACCAGCUAUUGUGCACAUCAACCACCAGCCAUUCUUGGAGCCCAAUGAGGGGCCCAUUUGUCUGGUGCUUGCGCCAACCAGAGAACUUGCUCAGCAGGUGCAGAGUGUUGCUUAUCAAUUUGGUAAAACAUCAAGACUGAAGAGUACUUGUGUUUAUGGAGGAGCACCCAAGGCACCCCAGCUAAGAGAUCUAGAAAGAGGAAGCGAAAUAGUUAUUGCCACACCUGGACGUCUGAUUGAUUUCUUGGAAGGGAAGAAGACGAAUUUGGCAAGAUGUACCUAUGUUGUAUUAGAUGAGGCUGACCGUAUGCUGGAUAUGGGAUUUGAGCCACAAAUCAGGAAGAUUAUGGAACAAAUAAGGCCUGAUAGACAAGUGUUGAUGUGGAGUGCUACAUGGCCGAAGGAUGUUUGUGCGCUUGCUGAGGAAUUCUUGUGUGAUUAUCAUACAGUUAAUAUUGGAUCUCUUUCAUUGUCUGCUAAUCACAACAUCUUGCAGAUAAUAGAUGUCUGUGAUGACUUUCAAAAAGACGAAAAGUUGAUCAAACUGCUUGAACAAAUAAUGGGAGAAAAAGAAAACAAAACUCUUAUCUUUGCUGAAACAAAACGACGGACAGAUGAGCUUACAAGGAAAAUGCGCAAAGAUGGAUGGCCAGCAAUGUGCAUACAUGGUGAUAAGUCUCAACCAGAGCGUGAUUGGGUGCUGAAUGAGUUCCGAUCAGGCAAGGCACCUAUACUGGUUGCUACUGAUGUUGCGUCAAGAGGAUUAGAUGUUAAUGACAUCAAAUUUGUCAUUAAUUAUGACUACCCAAAUUCUUCUGAGGACUAUGUACAUCGUAUUGGACGAACAGCACGAAGUUCGAAUACGGGUACUGCUUACACUUUUUUCACUGCCAACAAUGCCAAGCAGGCCAAUGAGUUGAUUCAGGUGCUUCAAGAAGCUAACCAGAAGGUUCAUCCGAAAUUGAUCCAACUUGCUCAGAGUGCUCGGGCGUUUGGUAGAGGCCGCCAACGUUAUCGUCAGUCGGGCAACAGCUAUGGAAAUGGCAACCGAGGCUCUUCAAAUGGAUAUGCUGGCAACAACAGAGGACGAAGCACCAACUUCAAUGGAUCUGGAAGUGAAAAGUAUGGCAACACUGACUUCUCUCAGACUCAGUCUAGGCAAGGGGAUAGUAGAUUUGGACAACAACGGGAUGGGGAAUUUGGUGGGGGUUUCAGAGGUCGUAAUUUUGGUCAGCCGGGGAAUGAAGAAAGAAAUAGACCCUUUGGCAAAGUUGAUCAGCAUAAUUCUGGACCUAAAAAGGAAUUUCCCAGUUCCCACUUGCUGCCAGAAAGCCAAGGCUUAAACAGUGGCAAUCAAGGUGCCUCAAGCCGGGGCCCAUUACCUCAAAGGCAAGGUCCACCUCAACAAAUAAUGAGUUCUCAGCAGCAACUAAAUAUGGUUCCAGGCCAUGAAUUGGGAAGGAAACCCCAGCAAUUGGGGCAUUUUCAGCAGCCUAAUUCAAGUGGUUCCCACCAAGGUACAGGUAACCCUCAUGUUAACCCCAAACGGGGUCAACUCCUUGGUUCACAGCAAGCGACUGUAAACCCAAAUGGUGAAGGUCACUUUGCACAGCAACAGCAAGGGGAGAAACAGCCUAAACAAAAACCCAAAGUUGAUACAAGUACUCUGCAGCAACAAGCAGCAGCUUUUGCAGCUCAGCAGCAAGUGCAGCAAGGUUCUACUGACCCUCAACAAUUGCAAGCAGCUCCAACAGCUUCUGCUUUAGACCCAUCUGCUUAUGCUUCUGCACAGCAGCAGUAUAUGCAAUAUUACCAGGCUAUGGCUUAUUGGCAGCAGUAUCAACAAGGUGCUCCUCCCACCCCAAACGCUCAGUGAUAACUUUAAUUUGCAUUUGAUUCAUUCAAGUUGUCUUUGUCUUUUAUUCCAUUUUAAUUGACAAGAAUUUUGCUACAAUUAUCUAGCAAUACUCUAGACCAGUGUACAGUCCAAAAUAUUUUUCUCAGUAAUACACUUGAUUUUUUUUUUACUGCGGAUGUGAUCAACCCUUCUUUAAAUCUUUUUUUCUUUUUCUGUAUGUCUUUUUAAAUGACACACCCAUUUCCACUAUGAAAAUUCUGACCCAGUCAAAUGGCAUUUUAUUUCAUAGUCAAUGCAUUUUUUUCAACUGCAAACCUAUUAACAUUUCUGCGAUGCUGGUGUUCAGCAUAAUACAUUCAUUUGGCAAUUUUUAAAUGGCUUUAUAGUCGAGUAUCCUUAAUAAAUUCAAACAUUUGUUAUUAAAACUUUUCCUUUUUAUAAGUAUACGGUAAGGGAUUGUAUUGAAAAAGUUAAAAGUAGGUAAAAGUACAUAAUCAUAAUACAUUUGUGUUAGCAAGUGAAAGCUCCAUGAAUGUGCUUGUAAGCAAAUAAUGUGUAAUUGUUUUGUUUUUUAAAGUUAACUAUAUUUCAGUAAUGGUCUAGUUUUGACGUAUGCUUUUGUUAGGAUUUGUGGAAAUGAGUCUGGCUUAUGGUCUAUACAUGCAGUAGGAGUGCACUACUUAAGUAUUAUGUCACUAAGUUUGUGCUCAAUGUCUUCCUUUGAUUAGGUGAUGACAUUAAUGUAAACUGUACCAUGGCCAGGGGGGUAACACUUUUCAAUGACUAUUUCUUUACAAUUACAGGUGGGGAUCUUAUAAAUCCACCAGUGGUUACAACAGAUAAAAAGUGGCCCUGCCGUGGUACUUUCUACAUGCUUUACUUGUGAGGCUAUUGAAGUGCGAUGAAGACCGAAGGCUUCAAGUUCCCCCUGAUGAGUAGCAGAAUGAUUUGAUUUAAUAUUUAUGAGCAUACUAUCAUGACAUGAGAGAAGCACUCCGCUGCACGUCCAGACCAAAAUUAAGUAGAUGUUUUAACCCUUUUAUUGUAACAUAUUAAAUGUCACUGGAAAAGCACAGGAGUAGAGCAUGUUUUUCUUGAACAUUAACAGGAAUGUCAUUAUACCUACAGGUACAUGUACCCUUUUCCUUUUUUAGUGUGCCUGCAUCAAUUGGCCAAUUAAUAUGCUAGAGAUCUUUGGUAGGUAUACAUUGUGCUGAUAAAUGGGUUCUACUCACCAUGAUUGGUGUAAAAUAGAUUUCUUUUCAGGGUCUUUUCAUCAAAGUUAGUUGGUGUAUUUUCCCUUCUUAUUGUCAUUGUAAACCGUUUUAUUUUUAAUUAAAAACGAAUGUUCGUGUAAACUAAAGCUACUAUUCACUCUUAAUGUUUUAAAGUAAUUUAUUUCACUUAAAGUUUUUGUGGAUUCUAAUUUUUUUAAGGGGGCAUAGUUUCAAAACUACUUGUCGUUAUUAAAGAUGACAUCCAUAAAGCUGAAAGUAAUUUUUUGUUGAAAAAAUAUUUCCAACAGUGUUGCUCGUUGCUUAUAAAUGAAGAUUUUGAAAAAGUGGCGCCAAAUUUCAUAACUCUGCAUAACUGGACAAUUUUCAUUAAGGAAUUGUUGACAAAAUAAAAAAUAAAAUGGGAAAUCAGUCACAUAGUAUUUGUGGUAUUUUGGCUGGUAGCUUAUUUGAGUAAAGAUAUUUGUUUUUGUGGUAAUAUACUUGUUGUGCUUCAGCAGCUGUGUGAAAGUGGUACGGGGCUCAAUUUCACAAAGCACCAAGACCAGUUAUCAGUACUACCACAUAUUGCUUGACAGUCUUAGCUCUGUCAAAUGGAGCCCAGACCUGAAAUGAAAGGUUUGUUCAAGGAGAUUUUAAAGUUGAUGGGUGUGUUGACCCAUUUCUUGCUAAGAUAUCUUGCUUAGAAAGUGUGAAUUGUUGAUUUAUGAGAACAACAUGUAGUUGAGCAUAUUAUUUCCAAGAAGUUAAUGUGCCAGACACAGAAAACCCCACCAUAAUCAGAAUCAAUCGCAUACCUGAACAUUGUUCAAAAUUAGUCAAAAUUUUAUCUUUUCCAAAAAUGAUUUCAACCCUUAACUGAAACACACAAUACUCUUUGGAUUUUGGUCUGCAAAGGUAUGUUAUGUAGCAAGUGUGUUUAUCUUGACACAAUGCCUUAGAAUUUUUGUUUGUCAGGGACAACAAAUUAACAAUUUAAAAUGGAUCUUCCUUGGUGUAGAGAAGAUACACUUUUGGCUCUAAACAUUGCUUACUCAAAGCAGAAAACCAUUUCCCUAAAAUAGUGUCAGCAAAGGUUGCAGUAAUUGUUUGUUUUGAAUGAAAGAAUACACGAUGGGUAUGGGUGCUGGGGGUUGAAAGGCUGGAUUCUCAACCUCUUGGAUGGUAUGUGCUUAAUUUAAUAUUGCAAAGAAAA